Dentiscutata heterogama is the source of this 270-nucleotide messenger RNA. The record is from the annotation of a GenBank genome assembly. NCBI's taxonomy places the organism in Eukaryota, Fungi, Glomeromycota, Glomeromycetes, Diversisporales, Gigasporaceae.
UGGUUAACUUCUGAAACAGCAAUUCAAAUUUUUACUAAUCAUCAACUAAAAAAGAAACAAAAGAAAGAAAUCUUAAGAUCUAAUGAUAAAAUUGUUAUUUAUACAGAUGGUUGUUGUAAAACUAAUAACAAUGGGUGUUUUGCCAAAAUUGGGAUUUAUUACAAGGAUGGAAGUAAACAAAUUACCGAGUCAUUACCAGGUUCAUUUCAAGAUAACAAUCGUGCGAAAAUUUACGCGGUAGUUCAUACUCUUGAAACAUGUGAAAAUUGA